Molecule: messenger RNA, 654 nt
Organism: Oikopleura dioica
Lineage: Eukaryota; Metazoa; Chordata; Appendicularia; Copelata; Oikopleuridae
Source: the annotation of a GenBank genome assembly
AUGGGUGCUCGACUCAAGCCAAAAAAGGAGCUCCUCGAAUCCAACUUCGAAAACGACGAUGACGAAAACUUUAACGAGGUCGAUUCCAUCCAAUCAGAAUCCGAAAACGACGAUGAAAACGAAGAUGACGAUGACGAUGUCGACUUUCGCGAAGAAGACGAAGAUCUGAAUGAUCGACCGAUUCCAGUUGAGGAGAUUCAAGAAAAUCUACAAGAAGAAACCAUUAGCCUAGAAAAACUCGAGCUGACGAAUGAUCCUGAAAGCUUUGAUUCUGGUCGACCAGAAUCGCCGAAGGUUCAGGAGCAUUAUGAAGAAGAAGAUGUUCAUGAUCCAGAGCUUUUGAGUCCCCGAAGCGAUCUGGCAUUAUCGGACAUGGGAAGCGAAAGUUUCGUCGAUCAGUCGAUGAAUCUCCCCACCGUCCUUCACGGAACAAAGAAAUUCAAGUUUAAAGAAGUACUCGACGUCGCAAAUAACAUAGUCACAUCAGCAAUUGAAGAAGCCAUUGAUAUUUUUGUCGAGGAAAAUGCCGAUUCCGGGACCGAUUCUUUCAGCGAACAAAUGGAAGAAGAACUGGAAGCCCUCGCCAGCCAUUUGGUUGGCCGAGCUAUUGGUUACGUCCACACCCAACUCACGCUCCCCUCAUUUGACCUCUGA